AUGGAGAAGCCACAGAAGAAAAAGAAUGUACUCCUCCGCCGACCACUCAUUUCCGUCGCAGUCCUUCUCAUCGCAGUCCUGGUGCUAGUCCUCGGUCUCGUCUUUGGACUUCGAGCAAGGCACCACAACUCCUCUGGUCUGGACUCAGGAUCCGAUUUCUCAGAGGCCUGGAACCAGCCCUCGGAAUUCUUGCUCGGCAAGAACUUUUCUAUUAUUCGGACACCUACUACCCGGUACUAUGAGUGGAACGUCUCACAGCAGACCAUUGCCCCUGACGGUCUUGAGCGACCCAUGCUUCUCGUCAACGGGAUGUUCCCUGGUCCCUUGGUCGAGGCAAACACCGGUGACAGGAUUGUGGUCAAGGUCACCAACAACAUGGUGAACGGCACCGCCAUCCAUUGGCACGGCAUGUUCCAAAAUGGCACCAACUGGAUGGAUGGUACCGUGGGCAUCACGCAGUGUCCGAUUCCUCCAGGUCAGAGCUUUACCUAUAACUUUACUGUGCCAAACCAAUGGGGCACCUACUGGUGGCACUCCCAUGCCGCAUCUCAGUACACCGACGGUAUCUAUGGACCCUUGAUCAUCCACAGCCCAGACGAGCCUCACCUUGCAGAAUACCAGGAGGAUGUCAUCAUGAUGAUCGCCGACCAUUAUCAUACCGACUCUGGCUCCCUCGUCUCCUGGUAUCUCAGCCCGGACAGCGAAGGAACCGAACCCGUCCCCGACAGCGGUGUCAUCAACGGCCGCGGUACAUUUGACUGCUCUGGAGAUUCUCAGGCCCUCUUUCCUACCGGCAACAAGUGUAACGAUGGUGCACCCAUGUCCGUGUUUGACUUCAAGGCCGGGACCACCUACCGUGUCCGUAUCAUCAACUCUGGAGCAUUUGCCGAUUUCCAGUUCUCGAUCGAUAACCAUAACUUGACAGUCAUUGAAGCCGACGGAGUCGAUAUGCAGCCUGUGCAGGUCCAGCGGCUCCCCAUUCAUGUCGCUCAGCGGUACUCGGUCUUGGUCCAUGCCAACCAGGCUGUCGAUAAUUACUGGGUCCGUGCUCUGAUGAACACCAACUGCUUCAACAACCCGAACCCAGCCCUGAACCCUAGUAUCCAGGCCAUUAUCCGCUAUGAGGGCGCUGCCAGCACACGGGCUCCCAACUCUGACGAUUGGAGCUCCAGCGCCUGGGUCGCUGUCUGCGUCGACUUGACCUUGGACAUGCUCAAGCCCUACACUAUUGUGCCCGUUCCCGCUGCAGAUGUGAGCUAUCACCUCGACAUCUCCUUUCAGACAAUCAGUAAAGACUAUGUCAACAUGGGGUACAUGAACCAAACCUCCUGGCGACCACUCAUGAACGACUCGACUCUGUUCCAGUCCCAACGAGGCAUCAACACCUUUGACGCCGCCUCCACUUCCCAGUUUGUGAUCCCUCUGAACAACACCAACGGAGUCCAACUGGUUCUCAACAACCUUGACGAAGGGUCACACCCAUUCCAUUUCCAUGGUCACGUAUUCCACGUCCUAGGGUGGGGUCAUGGAAACUACCAGCCAGGAGUGACGCCAUUGGAGUUGGUCAACCCUUUGCGUCGAGACACGAUAACGAUCCCUGCAUUUGGAUGGACGGUGGUUCGGUUUGUGAACGAUAACCCGGGCAUGUGGGCCCUGCACUGUCAUAUCUCGUGGCAUUCUGAGAGUGGUCUCUUGGUCCAGUUUGAGUCCCUGCCUGACAAGAUCAAGACCAUGGAUGUCCCUGCUGAGAUGAAAUCCAUGUGUGCUGCAUCCGGUGCGAUGUAA
Messenger RNA from Linnemannia hyalina, 1785 nucleotides. Lineage: Eukaryota; Fungi; Mortierellomycota; Mortierellomycetes; Mortierellales; Mortierellaceae. The record is from the annotation of a GenBank genome assembly.